This is a messenger RNA of Salvia miltiorrhiza (redroot sage), 2034 nucleotides long. RefSeq lists its product as uncharacterized. The transcript has 2 exons. Lineage: Eukaryota; Viridiplantae; Streptophyta; Magnoliopsida; Lamiales; Lamiaceae. The record is from RefSeq and is a predicted model, not a curated record. Bases 1181 to 1717 code for a protein of 178 amino acids.
AUUUUUCGUGUUGUUUGGGUUAUAGCUUGUCAAUAUACGCAAUUUCUGUACUAUAUUCUUGUAUUGCAACACCUGCAUGCCUAUUCAUCACUAAGAAUAUAUGCUCCUCUUUUAACUUUCUUUUUUCUUUUUUUCUUCUUUUGUGGAUAAAAAGUUCAAAUGAAAAGGAGAGGUACUUGAUUAAUUGAGUAUCGGAACCAAGAGCAACUACUUUAAAUUUCUGAAUGCUAAUCGAAAAUCGAAGAAAGCAAACCAACUGAUUGAAUUUGUAUGAAGUUGAAAUAUUUGGGGCUUAAUUGUAAUUUAGUGCAAAUAGUAGGACAAACACACUCACACGUUUGCAUCGGCGGGCACAACACCUAAUCUACAAUAACAUUACAUAAAUUCACAUUUCUAAAGCUAUGUGUUGAUGCGUGUAAGAUUAUAUCAUAGACAGAGGGAGUCUAACGAAAAUGGAAUUCUUUGAGAGAUAGUUAAAUCUUCGAACCCUUGGGGAUUUCCAGCUUUGUCUUCAUCUUCUACAAUCAUUAUCCCUGUUAUUAAGCUCGCUUUUGUGUUUUGUUUUGUUUUUUUUUUUUCGUGGGAUUUCUCGUUUGUUUCUUCAAUCCCGGCUACAAUUUGGGCUUUUCAGCUUUGUCACCGUUCGAUUUUCUUCUGAUAUUUCAAAAAGCUGCAGUCUUUACGGGUUGGUAAUGAGGCGGACAAAAGGGCCUUUUUGAAUACGGUUGCCUUUGAUCAUUUUCUUGGAUUUCACGAACAAAAAUUAUACAUUUUUCAAAAUUUGAGCAUUCUUGUGUAGGACUCGCUGAACUGUUGAAAUUGAAGUCUUGGUGAUGUAUAUAUACGUGUCUGCGUAUUUGAAUCUAAGCUGGAAGUCGCAUAUUGGCAUGUUUUGAGCUCAGAUUGUAUUUAAACAUUCUUUAAAACUCUUCAAAAAUUGUGUAAUGUCUUUGAGCAGACAUUAUUAAUCAAAUCAUUUGAUGCUGCUUUAGCAUUUAAUAUCCGAAGUUUUGAUUUUCCUUCUGGGUCGUAGAUUGGAUUGAUUGGAACAAAGUUCUACAUCGAAUAUCUAUUAUUUGUCUGAAACUGCUAUUUUUAUUGAGCCUGAAUUCUUUCUAUUUCAAAUUCAUUGAUUCUGUCCAUCUCCAAGUACAUUACCUCUGGACCUUACAUUGUCGAAAUGGCCAUUUCUUUCACUAGAUUUCCAUGGUUGUGGUUGGGUGGGAAAGAUAAAGAGCAAGUCUCAAAUGGUUCAUUGAUUAAUUCAAUAAAUUCUUUGGGGGAAUGGGGCUUAGGGCUGAGAGGAGAGGCUGAAAACUUGAAGUUCUACUCGAUGAAGAAGGGUGAUGGAGGGAUGAGGAAUAGAAAAUUGAAGAGGAAAUGGAAGAGUAGGGAAGAGAGGAGCAGAAGGAUUGAUAAAGAGUAUGAUAUGGUGCUGGUGCCAUCAGAUGGGGUUGGUUUAUCAGGAUCCGAAUCUGAUGACUCCGAUUGGUCCAUCGGGUGGAUGGAGCCCCACGCCCCCGAUUUCAUCCAGAGUGAUGACGAGGGAGACGGCAGCUUUGCUGUGCUGGUCCCUUGCUAUAGGCAUGAUUGCCAGAGAUUGGAGGAGAAGGAGCCUGAUCUCAGUAUUCAGUUCUUGGGCGCCGUUAAGGAUGGUUACUCUGCUGGCGGUAGGGAGUACAUGGAACAGUGGCUUUCCUCUCUCCAAAAUUCUUGAGCUGCCCAUUUGCUCAGUUGUGCUAAUCACUUCCAAAUUUUGCCAUCGUUGAAUAGAAUCAUCGAUUUCUACAUUCUGGAAAUCUGAGGAGAUGUUGGUGCAGAAACCUAGCUGAACACCGCUUCGUGUUAUUCUCUUCAGGUUAACUGCAGCAUGGCUGAUUGAUAUAUUGACAUAUAAUAUUGCUGAUUUGUAAUGUAAAUAUCACCAUUGUAAAUAUGCUAAAAGAUGUUCAGACUUACUUUCUACCCUCUUCUUCUGUAAAUAAAUUCUGUACAUAUUUGUUUGGUUGUCUGAAAUUGCUCUGUUUGAUAUCA